AUCGGAGGCACUAUCGCCCUCGCUACUUCGGCCACGGUCCUGAACCAGCUCGCCAAGGCUCCCCAGAUGGAGGCAUCGAGUGCUUAUCUCAAUACCGUGCCUGGCGCCACGGGUGGCGAUGUCGUUACCGACCUCAAGGACGAGCACAACCGCAUCGGUGUUGAAAAAAAGUCGACCGCGGACUUGAUGUUGUCGAUGAUGGUCUACAAGCUUUGUACGUUUGGGUUGCUGGUCGACCUGGCGCCGAAGCUGAUUUCUUUGGCAGAAAUGAUGCACUUGACCUCACCCGUUUACUGGGUCGUCCGCAAGACCUUCUUUGCCCAGUUCUGCGGUGGCGAGUCAGCUGACGACUGCCUCGGGACCAUGAAUGCCCUCAAGAGUGCCGGUAUCAAUUCGAUUUUGGAUCUCUCGAUCGAGGUCGAUUUGGACGAGUCCGAUUUGGCGAACCAGACCCCCAGUGAGAUUCGUGCCCGGUUCAACAAGAGCGCCGAUAACAUUGCUCAGCAGAUCAGCACAUGCAUCGAGACCGCUUCGACCUUGUCAAAGUCCUUUACCGCUAUCAAGAUAACCGCCAUGAGCUCACCGCUUCUGCUGAAGCAGGUCUCGUCCACAUUGCAGGCAGUCGAAUGUCGAUUCAAGAUCGUGGACAAGGAUAGGGAUGGCAAAGUAACCAAGGAGGAGUUUACGCAAUUGGUCAAGAUGCUUCCGAGCCCUAGCCUGAACAAGGGUCAGUCCUUGGACGUCGUCAUCGAGCAGCUGUUCAAGGAGGCGGACAAGGACCAAGAUGGCAUGGUCGAUUGGGUCGAUUUUGCCUCGACCGUCUCGUUGAACCGUGACGAGACCCGCGCGCUGUUUAUGGGCGAGGAAACAGUGGGUGCACAAGUACCCGGUUUGGUCAAGGAGGAUCUCGAGGACUACAAGCGCCUGUUGGUCCGCAUGGAGAGGCUGUGCGACCAGGCCAAGAAGACUCACACCCGGCUCAUGAUUGAUGCCGAGCAGUCAUACUUCCAGGCUGCGAUCGAUAAUGUAGCUUUGCACCUGAUGGAGAACUACAAUGACCAGCCCCAUGUAGAUGGACCCCUGGUCUUCAACACAUACCAGAUGUACCUCAAGGAUGCCCUGGGCCGUCUUCAGCAGGAUUAUACCCGUGCCCAGCGUAAUGGCUACGUUCUGGCAGCCAAGCUCGUCCGCGGUGCCUACAUGGUCAGCGAGCGCAGGAGGGCUCAGGAGUUGGGCUUGCAGGAUCCUAUUUGCGACGGUAUCCAGGCCACACAUACCUCCUACAACGCAGGAGUGGAUUUCAUGCUGGAGAAGAUGACCCAGCAGAAGCAAAAAUUGAUCCAGGACAGCAAGAACAAGACCUUGUCGCUGAAGAGCUCGCCCGUUGUCCUGUUUGUUGCUUCUCAUAACAAGGACUCGGUCAUCCGCACUUGUGAACGCAUGCAGGCGCUUGAGUUGACGCCGACUUCUGGACUGGUCAUAUUUGGUCAGCUCAUGGGCAUGUGCGACCAGAUCUCGUACACCCUAGGUCAGCAUGGAUACGGCAUUUACAAAUAUGUCCCUUACGGACCCAUUCACCAUGUUAUCCCGUACUUGAUCCGUCGUGCUCAGGAGAACGCCUCAGUCCUUGGAGGUGUUGCUAUUGAGCGUCGUCUGCUGUGGGAGGAGCUCAAGUCGCGCUACAUUGCGCAGAAGGAGCGUGCUCAGACCCAGGCAGUCCCUUCGGUCCCCACACCGAUCGUCCCCACUGGUCCUGCCACUACUUUGUAAAAAAAAAAGUUUUGCGCUCCCAAUCCUUUUCACUCUCUUUUCUCUUUUUGCAUUUUUUCUUCUCUUCGCUAAUUGCAUAGGAUAGAUCGAUUAUCUCGCACGAAAAACCAUUGUACAGUACAUUAAUGCAAAAUAAAAAAAUAAAAUUUGAUUUAGUUCUUUUCUG
Molecule: messenger RNA, 1936 nt
Organism: Gamsiella multidivaricata
Lineage: Eukaryota; Fungi; Mortierellomycota; Mortierellomycetes; Mortierellales; Mortierellaceae
Product: FAD-linked oxidoreductase-like protein
Exons: 2
Coding region: 67-1770 (567 amino acids)
Cellular component (GO): mitochondrion
Molecular function (GO): FAD binding; proline dehydrogenase activity; calcium ion binding
Source: RefSeq, a predicted model, not a curated record